This is a messenger RNA of Mycotypha africana, 3187 nucleotides long. RefSeq names its product dipeptidyl peptidase IV N-terminal region-domain-containing protein. Gene Ontology annotation, molecular function: serine-type endopeptidase activity; dipeptidyl-peptidase activity. The record is from RefSeq and is a predicted model, not a curated record. The transcript has 13 exons. The coding region runs from base 227 to 3019 and encodes 930 amino acids. Gene Ontology annotation, biological process: proteolysis. NCBI's taxonomy places the organism in Eukaryota, Fungi, Mucoromycota, Mucoromycetes, Mucorales, Mycotyphaceae.
UCUUUGGCUUGUUCAAGGUACCUCAUUUUCGUUUUUUCCUUCCUAAUCAACUGUUUCUUUCUUCUUUUUUUUGUUUAAACCACACUUAAUUUUUUAUACGCCUUGCUUUAAUCCGGAUUAGUGGCCAAUAAAAAGGUCGUAAAAAAGACAUAAUUUAAGUGACGACGACUCAUUGACCGAAAACAGCGACGACGAUAGCAGCUUUAGCAGUGAAAGUACUCAUAUUAUGCACAAUAAGAAUAAUAUUAUAGAUAUCAAGGGUCCUGAUACAAACUAUCAAGACGAAGCAACAAUAAUAACAGCAGAGGAAGAUGAUGAUGAAGUUACCCCUUUUGUAAUGCCCUCUUCAAAUCAGCUACAAGCGGAGUCAAACUAUUAUGAUAGUAAUGCUGAUCUGCUUGAAAGGGGCAGCAAAAAUAAAUCGAAAGAAAUGAUAAAAAUGCAGAAAUUGAAUCUCUACUUAUCUUAUGCAAACGGAAGAAAAUGUUUAUGUUUUGGAUUUCUUGGCAUGAUUUUGAUAAUUUGGCUAUUAUGGACUAUAAUUAUGAACAGGCUAGGGCCAGCCGUCGAAGGUGGUUUCAAGAAAGCAGAUAACAGCAAGACCGGCAACAGACACAUUGACCUGCCAGAUUUGUACAAUAAAUCCUUUUUCGUUAAACGACCAGAACUUGUAUGGGUGAAAAAUGAUCCUAGAGAUGGUAUUUUCAGUUAUACAGAUCCUGAGACCAAGGACAUUCUAUUAAAAUCUGUAGAAACCGGAAAAUCAGAACUCUUUGUAAAAGCAAGUGAUUUGACAAUAGGUGGAAACCUUCUGACUGUCGACUCAUUCGAAAUCUCAGAAGAUGGAGAAUUCUUAUUCAUAAAAACCAAUGUCACAAAGCUAUGGAGGUACUCAACACGUUUUAACAUAUACAUUUAUAAAUUUGCAGAUAAGUCUCUAUACCCUUUGAACGAAAAUACAACGGUCAAUUUUGUACCUUCUGUAGCAUAUGCCGCUUGGAGUCCCACUGGCCAUAAAUUAGCAUAUGUUCAAGAUAAUAAUUUAUUUAUCACCAAUGUUGGUACCAAAGCAACAACGCAAGUAACCUUUGAUGGUUCUAGUACUAUUUUUAAUGGCAUACCAGACUGGGUUUACGAGGAAGAAGUGUUCGCCAGUGACAAUACUUUAUGGUGGGCUCCUGAUUCUUCGCACAUAGCGUUCAUCAGAUACAAUGAGACACAUGUACCAGUCUAUGACAUACCCCUAUACACGGUAUUGAACGAUAGUUAUCCCAUCCAAUUACCAAUCAAAUACCCCAAGGCUGGCGCACCAAACCCUAUAGUUUCUCUUUUGAUUUACUCACUCACAUCCAAUACCACAGUUUCAGUUACCAAGAAUGAGGAGAUACUGCAAUCAUCAUUACAUACCAGUAAUUCUACGUUUUCAGCAACAUUUUCAAAAGAUUCUUAUUCUCAUCUAAGAGAAUCUGACAGAAUUAUUACAGAUAUCAUAUGGGCAACCGAGACACAUAGCCAUCUCUUAUUCAAACAAACAAAUCGUAUCCAGACUGUCGAGUAUACAAAUCUUGUUAUCCUCGGUGAGCCAAUCAGUAAUACAGUUGUCGAGACUAUUCGAACGUACAGCCCAACAGAUGGAGGUUGGAUAGAUUCUUCACAAACCAUGGUUUACAUUAAUCGUAGCAAUGAUGAUGAUGAUACGUCAUCUAGUAGCCAUGUAAGAUACCUAGAUAUUAUUGAUGACGGGUCCGGCUUCAUGCAUUUAGCUAUAUUGACGGCUACCUCAGAUAAGAAGCAAAGCCCUCAAUGGAUCACAUUUGGAAAAUGGGAAGUGAUCCCGGGAACAGUAACAGUAGACAAUGAAAAGCAGCUUGUCCAUUAUACGUCUACCGAGCGGUCUCCACUAGAACGCCAUCUUUAUGUUAUUGAUUUUAGCAGUAACAGCAGCAGGAAAACGAACAAAAAGCUAUUGAAAAAGAAUAAAAAAUGUCUCACCUGUCCGGAUGAUCCAGAGAGUCACGGCUACUAUGAAAUCACGUCGUUUUCACCGAAACUGACAUACUAUAUAUUACAGUAUCAAGGACCAGAUGUUCCGUAUACAGUAGUUAAGAAGGUUGACAAUAGCACAUUUGCAUUUAAACUGGAGGGAAACGAAAAUCUUAGGUCGUUAUUGGAAGAUUUCGAUUUACCACGCGCUAGAAUGGUGCCUGUAAAAAGUGGAGGCAUAGAAAUGGAAGCCAUGGAAAUAGUACCACCAGAUUUCGAUGUCACCAAGAAAUAUCCAGUUUUAUUCCAUGUUUAUGGUGGACCAGGGUCACAGUUGGCCUCCUACAGAUUCGAAUUAUCCUGGAGUACAUUUUUAGCAAGCAAACUAGGAUAUAUUAUUGUCACUGUGGAUGGGAGAGGGACAGGAUUCCGAGGACGAGGCUAUCGUUCAAAUGUUAGAGGCAGAUUAGGUGAAUUGGAAACAAUUGAUCAAAUCAAUGCCGCAAGACACUGGUCAAUGUUAGAGUAUGUUGAUCCUGCACGAAUUGCUAUUUGGGGUUGGUCAUACGGGGGAUACAUGGCUACCAAAGUAAUAGAAGCGAAUAGUGGACUCUUUGCCGCAGGAUUGGCUGUUGCACCCGUUACUGACUGGCGUUUUUAUGAUUCAAUUUACACUGAAAGAUAUAUGUCUACACCCGAACUUAAUCCUCAGGGUUAUGCUCAAAGUGCCGUCAACAAUAUGACAGGAUUUGAGAAUGCUCGUUACCUUGUGAUUCACGGUACUGGUGAUGAUAAUGUACAUUUUCAAAACACAGCUGUUUUGGUAGAUAAAUUAACGCAGGCCAACAUUCACAACUUCCAAGUACACUUUUUCACAGAUAGCAAUCACAGAAUUUCAUAUCAUAAUGCUAACCAGAAUGUGUAUCAUUUGCUCACCAAUUUCUUAUGGGAAAGCUUUGGGGGAGAAGAAUAUUUGCAUUUACGAAAAGAACUGAAUGGUCACUUUUCAGGGCCCUUAAUGGUAGGAGAGCAUUAGCUCACUAUCAGAGCUUCAGCAACACUGUCAUUUAGGAAUACGUGUCACUAUACUUCGCAAAUUUUACUGAAUAUAUGGAUUUCAAGCUCUAUAUAUAAUGCAGCUAGCCUAUUCAAUCAAAAAAUCUUCAAAUAAAUAUGGUUAUGAAAAAACCGUAGAAAAAAUAAU